GCAAUAUAUGCCUUAAGCAGCACUACUACAUUUCUCACGUGUAAGAUUUAAGAUUUUGUUAUUCUCUAAUUUUUGCUUUAAAUAACUUAAAAUGAAACGCCUGAGUGACGAACGUGCCAAGAUAUUGUUUGAACACCUGUCCAAAUACAUUGGUACCAACGUGAAGCAGUUGAUAGACAGACCGGAUGGGACAUAUUGCUUUAGGGAGCACCGAGACCGUGUUUACUAUGUGUCCGAGAGGAUCCUCAAACUGAGCGAAUGUUUUAGCUUCAAGCAGCUUGUGUGUGUGGGCACCUGCUUUGGCAAGUUCUCCAAGACUAACAAACUGAAGUUCCACAUAACCGCUCUGUAUUAUUUGGCACCAUACGCCCAAUACAAAGUGUGGGUUAAGCCCUCCUUUGAGCAGCAGUUCCUCUACGGAAACCAUAUUCCAAAAACGGGACUUGGACGCAUCACUGAGAACGCAGGACAGUACCAGGGUGUGGUGGUAUACUCUAUGAACGAUCUGCCUUUGGGUUUCGGCGUCCUGGCGCGUUCCACAACGGACUGCAAGACCGCCGAUCCCAUGACCACAGUUUGUUUCCACCAAUCGGACAUAGGAGAGUACAUUCGCGCCGAGGAUACGCUAUUCUAGAUCCCUAGAUGCUAAGUUUUUACAUGUUUUAGAGAAAUAACGAUGCGUAUAUUAAUAAGAAUGCUGAGAAAAAACAUUUU
Molecule: messenger RNA, 714 nt
Organism: Drosophila eugracilis
Lineage: Eukaryota; Metazoa; Arthropoda; Insecta; Diptera; Drosophilidae
Product: 60S ribosome subunit biogenesis protein NIP7 homolog
Exons: 2
Coding region: 92-634 (180 amino acids)
Biological process (GO): ribosomal large subunit biogenesis; ribosome assembly
Cellular component (GO): nucleus; nucleolus; preribosome, large subunit precursor
Molecular function (GO): RNA binding
Source: RefSeq, a predicted model, not a curated record